Molecule: messenger RNA, 750 nt
Organism: Akanthomyces muscarius
Lineage: Eukaryota; Fungi; Ascomycota; Sordariomycetes; Hypocreales; Cordycipitaceae
Exons: 1
Coding region: 1-750 (249 amino acids)
Biological process (GO): proteolysis
Molecular function (GO): glutamic-type endopeptidase activity
Source: RefSeq, a predicted model, not a curated record
AUGAAGUAUUCUCUUGUUCUUUCUUCCCUUGCUACUCUGGCGGCGGCCAUUCCCGCCGUCACCAGAGGUCGUGCUCUUCGCCAACGCGAGCCCAGUGAGAUGCAGCGCUCGCAUUUCAAAAAGCCCUCGAGCAACGCCACCGAGACCCAGUACUCGGGCAACUGGGCCGGUGUUGUCCAGAUUGGCACUGGCUACAACCACGUCCAGGGCACCAUUGUCGUGCCUCAAGUGUCCGGUGACGCCGACAGCGCCGCCUCUGCCUGGAUCGGUAUUGAUGGCGACACCUGCCAGAGCGCCAUUCUACAGACUGGCAUCUCCUUCUACGGCGAUGGCUCAUUCGACGCCUGGUAUGAGUGGAUUCCUGACUACUCGCACAGCUUCAGCGGCUUCGGGGUCAGCGUUGGCGACAGCAUCAAGAUGUACGUUGAUGCGUCCUCCAAGAACGGUGGUGUCGCUGUACUGGAAAACCUAAGCACGGGCCAAAAAGUUCAGCACAAGUUCACCAGCCCUCCUUCAACCCUCUGCGAGACGAAUGCCGAGUGGAUCGUCGAGGACUUCCAGCAGGGCAACAGCCAGGUCCCCUUUGCCAACUUUGGCAGCGUCACAUUCACCGAUGCUUCAGCUUCCGGCAGCCAAGGCACUAUUACACCCAACGGUGGCACUGUCAUCGACCUCCGCACUCAGGAUGGACAGAUUCUGACCGACUGCGGUACCCGCGGCAGCGACGUCUACUGCAACUACACCGGGUAA